CAGACUUUUCUUCCAAUAACCCACUAGACUUCGAACCCUAUAAUGGCGUCAGCUGCUUCUUACGAUCCCGAUGAUUUCGAAAAUAACAAUCCUUUUGCAGAGCCCGAGCACUCCCCACCACUUGUCAAGUCAGAUUAUGGCAGUGGAAGUGCUGACGUGACAAGUUCUGUGGCCCACUUUAGCAGUGCACAAGGUGAUUUUGAAUCAUCAUCCACGGGCGAAUUGGUAAAAGAGGAAUUGAUGAGGUUGAUCCCUGAACGCUUCAACGACAAAUACACAAUCAAACUCAAGCUACGUGCCAUUGAAGAAAACAAGCCUGGGAAUCCAAUCUUGCGCUUCGACGCAACCGUGAAUGGCUUGCUGAAAUACAGACAAAAGGAAUACACCAGUAUCCGCAGAACAUACAGCGAGGUUUUGGCCUUCAACAAAUACUUGCUGGUUUCAAACCUCGAGGUUUUCGUGCCGGUGAUCCCACUGGCCCGCACGUCGUACCCCACCGGUGGGGACGACGAAAAAAAGCAAUUGAUGUACGUGUGGCAAGAAUGGAUGAACCGCGUGACCCACAACCCGAUUCUUGUCCGGGACGAGGAGUUUGUCUACUUCAUUGAAAAUGACUUUGGUUACACUGUCAUAAACUCGAACCGGAAGUCCACCGUGGCCAGUGGGUUCUUGAGGAAAACCUUGAAACAGUUGGCUGUACCUUACGACCCGUACCAAGAGCUAGCUGAGUUCCGGCCGAUGAUCAAAUCUGCCUACACCUCCGGCAUGAAGUUGCACAAAGCUUUGGAGAAGAACCAGCGAAACUACAAGCAGCUAGCAUCGUUCAUUGCGGAGUUGAGUACCAAACUCAAGGGGCUUGCCCAGUUCGAGACCGUGCACCCGGGCAUGAAGAAUAUGUGGGAAAAGCUCUCGAAUGUAGCACACAUCCAAUCUGAGCUUGCUUUACUCCAACUGAUCAGCGAUAUGGGGUCCUUGGGAGACGGCACACAGGCGUUGGUCGACAACCUCUACGAGAUAAAGGAGGCCCUCACCAACAGGCACUUGAUCAUGAGAGAGCUUCUCCAGGCCCAAGCUGAAACCAGGAGCAAGCAUCUCAACGCGACAAAGAUCAAAAACAAGUCUUCGCUCGACCCGAUCAAAGUGGACGAGGCCUUGAGUUCUCUCGAAUUGGCGACCAAGGCAGAAGAAAGUCUAAACAUGCAAGUGAAAAGGAUCCUGGGAGAGAUGAUGUUUGAGCGGAAAGAGGCCAUUGGCUUCUACGAGAAGAAGUUCCAGAGAACCCUCAAGUUGUUCUCGUUGGCUCGCAUUGACCAGCACCGCAAACUCCUCAAGCACUUGGAGAACAUCCGUGUCGACGUGCGAAUCAUUGAUGCCAACGGGGGGUUGUCGCGGCUAAACAGGGACAACUUGACGCAGAUGAAGCACAAUUUGCACCAGUCCCAGGCGGAGAUGGGCGACGCGUGGUCGUCGAGAACGUUCCGCAGUCUAUCUACCGAGAAUGCAGAGGAGCUGGAAAGGCUACGUGUCCGAGAGCUAGGUGACGAAGAGAGCAUGGACGCGCGACAGGCCGCGUCGGUGCUUGGGUCUGCAUUGUUUUCGGUGUGA
Molecule: messenger RNA, 1605 nt
Organism: Metschnikowia bicuspidata var. bicuspidata NRRL YB-4993
Lineage: Eukaryota; Fungi; Ascomycota; Pichiomycetes; Serinales; Metschnikowiaceae
Gene: VPS17
Product: retromer subunit
Exons: 2
Coding region: 43-1605 (520 amino acids)
Biological process (GO): retrograde transport, endosome to Golgi; intracellular protein transport
Cellular component (GO): endosome; retromer, tubulation complex; retromer complex
Molecular function (GO): phosphatidylinositol-3-phosphate binding
Source: RefSeq, a predicted model, not a curated record